UGUAAGAUCAGAUAAGCAUGAUAAGGCAUGUAAGGGAGUUAUCAAAAAUCGCAAAGCCUCCUUUUAGUAUUGUGAAGCCCUGUCAUUGCCUCCAAGUCGUAUACAAGAUGGUCGUCGACAGGGUGGUGGACGCUGGUCCAUUUUAGACAAUAACUUGCUCAUUUUACACACAAUUUCAGGAAAUCUUCAUGAAACACGGAAAAUGUCCUGCUUAUUUCAUUUAUUGCCAUUAGAUUUUAUUUUGUUAAUUUUAAACUUGAUUUCAAACCUGAUGCUGUUUAGGAUGACCCAAACCGGGCUCUUACAAAAUAAAUAAAGCAAUGGUUAGGGCUACCGCUACUAUAAGUAUAGUAUUUGAAAUGCUGAUAGAUCAUGUUGAUUAGAUAUCAUUUGAUGAGAUUAUCAGUACAGGCGGGCCAGUACAGCCUACUCCAUUAUAUCGGCUGGGCCAUGUCGUUUUAUGCCGAGGUGAAUAUGUCAGUAUCCUAGGCCUGUACCGAUAAUUUGUGAGUUUGGGGGGCGGGGAGGCUCUGGGAUUUUUGCCCAUUUACCUAUCCUACAGCCUUUUUGCCUAUGGUAUGUGGGCAGCCCGUGCUGUCAGUCACUGAAUCGGUACAGUACACUUUGGUUAUGAGUUGCACGAUAUUGUAUCGCCAUAAUAAUUAUUACUCUAGUCUUAUAUUAUAUGUAUCAAUACUCUUUUUGAUCAACAUUAAUGAAAAUAUUACUACUUGACUACUGGAUUUUGUAAAGGACAUGCAUCUAGGAGUUCACUUUUGAUAUAGGUAGAAUCACUAGAUUACUCCAAAAUUGGGAAAAUUUGACUAAAAAUAAUCCAAAAUCCAGUUGAAAUACUAUUUGGACAUUUCUGUGUUUUUGGCUGGUCUGCAUGUACAUGUAUCAGAAAAAUAUUCGUUCCUGCUGAUAAAAAUCAUAGGUUUUUCUGAAAUCUGACACUCUUAACGAUGAAUUUAUAAUUUGUUUUUAGGAGUGGGGCCAGGAGUGGGGCCAGGUUUUAGCAGUGAACGACUUGCAUCAGGUGCUAGAGGUUCACCUCGAUUUGACUUAACCAAACCGCAGUUGGAGUUCUUAUUGGCCUGUCGAUUUACAAAGACACGUAUUGCAUCUAUCUUGAAAGUGUCUACUAAAACUAUCACACGACGAAUGAGAGAAUUUAGCCUUGCCCUUCCAAAGUUGACUGAAAUUAGUGAUGAAGCACUUGAUGAACGUGUGAAGUUACUUCUAGCUGACAAUCAUCGAAUUGGUGCGAACAACAUGAAAGUUCGGUUAGAAAAUUCUGGAAUCCAUGUUAUAAGAGAAAGAGUUCGGAAAGCAAUGAGACGUGUUGACCCAGCUGGUGUAGCUUUGCGGUCCCGGCGAGCAAUCAAGCGUCGAAACUAUCAUGUUCAUGGCCCUAACUCCCUUUGGCAUUUGGAUGGGAAUCACAAGUUGAUAAGGUGGAGGUUUGUUACUCAUGGCUGUGUUGAUGGAUUUAGCAGGCUCCUCACAUUUGUUAAUGUUGCCACCAACAACAGGGCAAGUACUGUGCUCGAACCAUUUAGAAAUGCAGUGCAACAGUUCGGGCUCCCUUCAAGGAUUCGAAUCGACUGUGGCGGUGAGAACACUUUGGUGGCAGAGCAAAUGGAGAGAGAACGAGGGAUGGGAAGAGGAAGCGUUAUACGAGGACGGAGUGUUCACAGUACCCGAAUUGAACGCAUUUGGUUAGAAUUGUGGAGCAAUACAAUUAAUGUAUUUUAUGACUUAUUCCAGGAGUUUGAAAAAGACCUAAUUCUUGACCCAAAUUGUGAAAAUCAGAUGUUUGCCUUACACUUCGUAUAUUUGCCCAGAAUCAGAGAAUCUGUGGCAGACUUUAUUGGACAGUGGAACCAUCACAAAAUCCGUACAGAAAAUGCCAGCCCUAUUCAGCUCUUUGUUCAACGUUCCCUGGAACUUCAGGGCUCUACACAUACUGGUAUUAGAGACAUUUUCAAUCGGGACAUUGGACAGGCUGAGGAAAAUCCUGAGGACGAAUUGAAUUCUGACUUGUCAGAUGAAUCCGAUGGCGAUGCAGAAACGCGUUCUCGACUGACGAUUGUGAAUGUUCCAGACACUGUUUGUCCCCUUACUGAUGAACAGUUAGCUGAACUGCAGGCACAUGUUCAGCCUGCCCUUGGGAUCAAUUUGAGUGACCAAGCUCAAGGCAUUAAAAAGUAUUUUCUUGUCCUUGACUUUAUUGCAGAAAAAAUUGCAUUAUGAUUUUUCUAAAGACAUGAACCAAUGCGAUCGACUUGACAAUGACUUACGUAGUGGACUCCAUACCACUGGCGAUAAUGUAUGGAUUACGACGCCGGUAAUGAUGAUGAUAUCAACAAAUUAUGACAAAACCAGGGCUACAGCAUAAGAAACCAAUUUUGGCUGACUUGAACUUCCUGUGGUGCAUUGGUAGGAUGUCAUAUGUUAUAGCUUGGUUUUGAGCCAGACUGUAAUGUGUUGGCGAGUUCGUGCAAACUUCUCAGCGUACAUUGGCAGGAUGUUACAUGUAUGUAGUAUAGCUUUCUUUUGCCAGACUGAAGCGUUAGCUGAUCUACUUCUCUGGGUACAUCUGCAGGAUGUUUUAUAUUGUAAUAUAUGUUUCUUUUGAGCCAGACAUUGGUGUUAAUGAGUUGACCCAAAUUUCUCAACAUACAUUGAUGGGAUGUUUUAUAUUGCAUAGCUUUCAUUUGAGCCAGACUGUAAUGCUGAAUAUGUACAACUACAUGUACUACAUGUACAUGUACUCACAGAUACAAAAUGUAUGAAUUCAUUUUCAAGUCAAUUUAAGGUUACAUGUAUAUUGUUUGGAUGUUAGCUUUCUCUUGAGCCAUAAAUCCUAUGGUUUCACCAGAAUUGCUUCAGCCUUCAGAUAUACAUGUAUGAAGACAUAUGAAUGGCAUUUGUUUUUAUGUGAGUCUAACACCGAUUGCAUGAGUAUGCUCCCUACAGCGGUAAAAAGAGGCAAAUAGGUGGAAUUCUUCUUGAGACGAAAAUGUCUGAUAAAACAAAGAGGUCAUCAUGUCAUUAUUUUGGUUUAGCUCUCUGGAAGAUUGUUAAACUAACUUUUAACUUAAGUAGCUGUGCACAGUGUCCACAGUGUCAAUUAAGGACGUUCAGGUCCUGAUGAUAUUGAUUCUUAUGCACCGCACACAUUGAGCACAUCUUGUAAAAUGUCAGAGUUCGGAAAUCAUACCCCCUCCCAUGAGAAGCUAAAUUAGGGGACUUUUGGUAUCACAUUUGAACAAUUUUCAGUGCUAACACAUGCAGAUUUUUGAAUGGUUUAUUGUUUAAAUUUGAUUUUCUAAUAUGGCUUGAAUUUGAUUGAAUUUGAAAAUAAAUGAACCUUCUGUCAAAUGAAA
Lineus longissimus is the source of this 3392-nucleotide messenger RNA. RefSeq lists its product as uncharacterized. The transcript has 3 exons. Gene Ontology annotation, molecular function: nucleic acid binding. Bases 1165 to 2256 code for a protein of 363 amino acids. The record is from RefSeq and is a predicted model, not a curated record. NCBI's taxonomy places the organism in Eukaryota, Metazoa, Nemertea, Pilidiophora, Heteronemertea, Lineidae. Gene Ontology annotation, biological process: DNA integration.